ACACACUCCUUAAUUAUAUCAUCAUUCAUCUCUCUCUCAUUUCUAUCUUAGGCCUUCUGAAAUCGCCAUGACCGUUACUCCGUUGGCCAUAGAAAUGGAUUCGGGUGAGAAGCGACUCAACGAGCUCGGAUACAAGCAAGAACUCAGAAGAGAGAUGACUCUAUUCAAGACGCUGGCGAUCUCUGUCUCGACGAUAACUCUUUUCACGGGUGUAACUCCUCUCUACGGCUCGAGCCUGCUCUACGCCGGACCAGCGAGCCUCGUGUGGGGAUGGCUUGUUGUCUCUUUCUUCUCGUGGUUCGUCGGGAUUGCCAUGGCUGAGAUCUGCUCCUCUUUCCCUACAACAGGUUCCCUUUAUUUCUGGGCCGCCCAUUUAUCUGGACCCAGGUGGGGCCCAUUUGCAUCCUGGUGCUGUGCUUGGCUUGAGACAAUCGGCCUCAUCACCGGAGUAGGUGCACAGGCUUAUGCAGGAUCCCAAACCUUGCAGAGCAUCAUUUUACUGUGCACCGGCACUAACAAAGGUGGGGGCUACUUUGCUCCUCGAGGAAUAUUCUUUUGUAUGUACGCGGGCCUCACCAUCAUAUGGGCUGUCCUCAACACGUUUGCAAUUGAAGUCAUUGCCUUCAUUGAUGUAAUAUCAAUAUGGUGGCAGAUUAUUGGAGGUGUUGUUGUGGUUAUAAUGCUUCCGAUCGUGGCCCCAACCAGGCAAUCUGCCUCCUAUGUGUUCACCCAUUUUGAAACAUCGCCGGAGUCGACCGGGAUAAGUAGCAAACCUUAUGCAAUCAUUUUAUCAGUUCUCGUUAGUCAUUACUCUAUAUAUGGAUACGAUGCGGCCGCACAUCUAACAGAGGAAACUAAAGGCGCGGACAGAAACGGCCCGAUCGCAAUCCUUACAAGUAUAGCAAUCAUCUCAUUAUUUGGAUGGGGAUAUGUUCUGGCUCUUACUUUCAGCAUUCAGGAUCCAAGCUACUUGUAUGAUACAGCCAAUGAGACUGCUGGAGCAUUGGUACCAGCACAGAUACUGUAUGAUGCAUUCCAUGGAAGGUUUCACAAUGCCAGUGGGGCCAUUGGUUUGCUCUUUGUGAUCUGGGGAUCAUUUUUCUUUGGUGGUCUCUCUGUCAUGACUAGUGCAGCUAGAGUGGUAUAUGCUCUUUCUCGGGACCGCGGCAUCCCAUUAUCAUCGAUCUGGCGCCGAUUGCACCCCAGGCACAAGGUGCCGGCCAACGCCGUGUGGUUAUGCGCAGCCCUCUGCAUUCUAGCCGGACUCCCCAUCUUGAAACUGAACCUUGUAUUCACAACCAUCACUUCCAUAUCCACCGUUGGAUGGGUCGGUGGGUAUGCGGUCCCGAUCUUCGCCAGGAUGGUCAUGGAUGAAAAAAACUUCAGGGCAGGGCCCUUCUAUUUGGGCCGAGCUAGAAGGCCCAUUUGCCUGGUGGCACUGCUGUGGAUAUGUUAUACGUGUUCGGUGUUCCUUCUGCCUACUGUCUACCCCAUCAAGUGGGACACUUUCAAUUAUGCCCCAGCUGGUUUGGGUGUGUGCUUGAUGUUGAUCAUGUUGUGGUGGGCGUUGGGUGCAAGGAGAUGGUUCAAAGGACCUGUUAGGAACAUUGAUACUCGGGUUUUGAGAGAGGAGACUGAUGGAAAGAUUGAUAUGUAUCAUGGAAAUGCUUAGCUUAUGCUUGCAUGGGUUGGUGCAUGUGCAUGCAUGGCACGUACGACAGGUUGUAGGAUAACACCGGGGAACAUUAUCAGUAGGGCUGUAAACGGGCCGGGCCUAUUCAAAAUUCUGGUUUUUAGGCCCGACCCCGGCCCAUUAACACCCCUAAUUAAUUAUCAGUGUACUUUCUUAUGGAAAUGGAUGGAGAGGACCUGGUGUAGUAACAGUAGUAGAGUGUUUGCUAUUCCACAUACGUGUAUAGAGCAG
Magnolia sinica is the source of this 1924-nucleotide messenger RNA. Its product is annotated as amino-acid permease BAT1 homolog. The transcript has 7 exons. Bases 68 to 1672 code for a protein of 534 amino acids. The record is from RefSeq and is a predicted model, not a curated record. Gene Ontology annotation, biological process: transmembrane transport; amino acid transport. Lineage: Eukaryota; Viridiplantae; Streptophyta; Magnoliopsida; Magnoliales; Magnoliaceae. Gene Ontology annotation, cellular component: membrane. Gene Ontology annotation, molecular function: transmembrane transporter activity.